AGCUGGGGGGGAUCUCGGGCCCGCGGCGGCGGCGGCGGCGGAGGCGGCGGCGGUGAGCGGGGCUCGGCCCCUCCUCGGGCCGGGGGCGGCUGGGGCCCGGGCCCGCGCCUCCUCCCCCCGGCGCCCGUGGAGGGGGGAGGAGGAAGAUGGAGACCCACAUCUCGUGCCUGUUCCCAGAGCUGCUGGCCAUGAUUUUCGGCUACCUGGACGUCCGGGACAAGGGGCGCGCGGCGCAGGUGUGCACAGCCUGGCGGGACGCCGCCUACCACAAGUCGGUGUGGCGGGGGGUGGAGGCCAAGCUGCACCUGCGCCGCGCCAACCCGUCCCUGUUCCCCAGCCUGCAGGCCCGCGGCAUCCGGCGGGUGCAGAUCCUCAGCCUGCGCCGCAGCCUCAGCUACGUGAUCCAGGGCAUGGCCAACAUCGAGAGCCUGAACCUGAGCGGCUGCUACAACCUCACGGACAACGGGCUGGGCCACGCGUUCGUGCAGGAGAUCGGCUCCCUCCGGGCCCUCAACCUCAGCCUCUGCAAGCAGAUCACCGAUAGCAGCCUGGGCCGUAUAGCCCAGUACCUCAAAGGCCUCGAGGUGCUGGAGCUGGGGGGCUGCAGUAACAUCACCAACACAGGCCUGCUGCUCAUCGCCUGGGGGCUGCAGCGCCUCAAAAGUCUCAACCUGCGCAGCUGCCGACACCUCUCCGACGUGGGCAUCGGGCACCUGGCGGGCAUGACCCGGAGUGCGGCUGAGGGCUGCCUGGGUUUGGAGCAGCUCACUCUGCAGGACUGCCAGAAACUUACCGACCUGUCCCUCAAACACAUCUCCAGAGGCCUGACCGGGCUGAGGCUGCUGAACCUCAGCUUCUGCGGAGGCAUUUCUGACGCAGGCCUCCUGCACCUGUCCCACAUGGGGAGCCUGAGGAGCCUCAACCUGCGUUCCUGUGACAACAUCAGCGACACUGGCAUUAUGCAUCUGGCCAUGGGCAGCCUGCGCCUCUCUGGGCUGGAUGUGUCCUUCUGUGACAAAGUGGGCGACCAGAGCUUAGCUUACAUUGCCCAGGGACUGGAUGGCCUCAAAUCCCUUUCCCUAUGCUCCUGCCACAUCAGUGAUGAUGGCAUCAAUCGUAUGGUUCGGCAGAUGCAUGGGCUCCGCACCCUCAACAUUGGGCAGUGUGUUCGAAUCACUGACAAGGGCCUGGAGCUGAUUGCUGAACAUCUCAGCCAGCUCACCGGCAUUGACCUCUAUGGCUGCACUCGAAUUACCAAACGGGGACUAGAGCGAAUCACUCAGCUGCCCUGCCUCAAGGUGCUCAACCUGGGACUCUGGCAGAUGACUGAGAGUGAAAAGGUCAGGUGAGGGCAACAGUGCUAGGCCCACUCCCUUCCCUUCUCCUUUCCUUGGUGGACUGUUUGCAGAAUAUCCCAAUGGAUGAAAGGGGGGUGAUGACUAGCCACCACAUUAAUUUUCUCUUCCCUUCCUUGUGCCCCUUCAAGCCCAUUCUAGCCUGGCAUUUGAGGCUGGAAACAGAUCCAGCUUUGUCAUUCCUCUGCUACACCUCCCCAGCCAUUUCCUUUACACUGAGGAUGGGGACAGACCCAGUCACAUAGAGCCACCCUUUUUGCAUAGGAAUUGAAGACUCAUUCAGCUGCCAGUACCCAUACCACCUUUCAUUUGGGAGUAUAGGGUGGAGGAGGGUAAAGUGACUAGUCUCUUUAAACCAGGGGAGUUGCUGAAGAAUCUCUGCCUUCACUUAUGCAUUUAUUUGAAUACUGUGAUCUGGUUUUAUUUUGAAGUGUAUAAAAAAAGCAAACCCAGCUACUACAUCCUCCUCCACUUGUGUUAACUAAUCCUGGUCUCUUCUCAUUAUUUCUUCUUUUAUAGAAAAUCUGGUAUCCAUGCUAUUGUUCCUUGCUUUUUUCUUAUUUUGGAAGACAUCUGAAAUCCUUGUGGAUUUUUAGGUACCAUUCUUUUCUGCUGAGUAUAUCCUAUAUAUUAUAUAUAUGUGUAUGAAAUAUAUAUAAUAUAUACAUUUAUAUAUGUCUGGCUACCUCGUUUAGUUUACUUUUUUUCUGAAGCCCUGGAAUUCUUACAAGAAAGAUAUUUUGAGACUGAAACAUUUUUGUGCCUAGACUGGAAAGAGACCCCCUUUGGGUUUGUAAGUCUUUUUUGUUUUCAUUUUCCUAAAUGCCCCCAUCCAGUGUAUCUCACUUCCAUAUUCUGACUAUAAUUUUCUCUUUCCUCCACAGUGAUUGGAGGACCCAACUCUAUUUCUGAAUCUUGACUUAAUUUAUAGCACAAAUGUAUAGGGAAAAUGACGACUGGACUGUUUUUUGUUUGUUUGUUCUUUUGGUUUAAAGUGAGAUGCAGAUUGUGUCUUGAAAAUGAUUAUUAUAUAUGCAAAAACUCUACCCUCUUCCCCAAACCCUUCUUCCAAAUUUCCCUACUAAGGAAAAAAAAAAAGGUCACAGAGACUUCCUAAUUGGGAGGAGAGAAAGGUGCAGAGCUGGCCUGUAGAACCCAGGGGCUGUAAUGUGAAGGGGGAGGAGACUGAAAUUCAUGUCUUAUCUCAGUUCAGUCAAUAAAAUGGAGCUCAUGGGUUUUUUAAAAUUCUGUUUCUAAAUGGAGGAAUAGAUGAGUUUGGUUUAGGGUUUUUUGUUUUGUUUUGUUUUGUUUUUGGUGGUGGGUGGGAAUUGUGGCUUUAAAAAAUGUUUACUUUUUGUGUAGGGAGGGCUUUUUUUUUUUUUAAGACUCCUCCACAGUAAUAGGCCAGAUCACAGAGUUAAAACAAACCCAGAGACCCUAUCGAUUAAUUGUACUGUUUGUGAAUUUGUAUAAAUAAUAACAAAGAUCCUCUUAAAAACAUUUUAUAUUCUUACAGUAAAAGGUUAAACUGAUAUUUAUAUAAUAAAAAGAGGAAAUAUGAAAUAUGUUUUUGAAAAAAUCAGUCUAUCUGUGAAUUAUUUUUAAGGCACUGUGUGUUGAUUUUUGUAUACUUUAGAGUAAAAGGAAAUAUGCAUUUUGUGUGGAUAUAUAAUAAUAGCCUUAC
This is a messenger RNA of Monodelphis domestica (gray short-tailed opossum), 3039 nucleotides long. It is a transcript of the gene FBXL14, whose product is annotated as F-box and leucine rich repeat protein 14. Gene Ontology annotation, cellular component: SCF ubiquitin ligase complex. Gene Ontology annotation, biological process: SCF-dependent proteasomal ubiquitin-dependent protein catabolic process. NCBI's taxonomy places the organism in Eukaryota, Metazoa, Chordata, Mammalia, Didelphimorphia, Didelphidae. Gene Ontology annotation, molecular function: protein binding. The record is from RefSeq and is a predicted model, not a curated record.